AUGCCUAAUUUUGUCAAACAUAACUCACAUAACCUCACGCCUCCAAAGAGGUAUAUCACAGGGUUCGAUGCUAAAGGUUGCUCAAUAAUUAAUACCACUGUUGAGCCAGAGCCCAAAUGGACGGACGUUGCAGAUAAAUCAACCAAGGAGCAUUCUGGUCAAUUUAGUUUGUUAUAUACUACGAAGGGGUUCCCAGUUAAUAUUGACCAAGCUAAUGACAUAGAGUUUUACAAAAAAUCUUUGAAUGAAGGUAUUUCAGUCACCAUGCCUGGUGGAACAGUUUUAAGAGUAGUAGAUAUGGCUCCUGGAUCCAUUUCUCCCAUGCAUCGCACAUCUUCAGUUGAUUACGGUAUUGUGUUGCAAGGGCAGGUAGAAGCAAUUAUGGACUCUGGUGAAUCAGUCCUUUUGAACAAAGAUGAUGUGCUAGUACAAAGAGGAACAAUGCAUGCUUGGAAAAAUACAAGUCUGACUGAUUACGCUAGAAUGAUUUACGUUUUAGUUUCUGCCAAGCCUUUAGUUGUCAAUGGACAAUCUUUGAAAGAAGAUCUUGGUCACAUCGAAGGCGUUCCCAAAAACGAGUGA
This is a messenger RNA of Priceomyces carsonii, 582 nucleotides long. Its product is annotated as cupin domain-containing protein. Lineage: Eukaryota; Fungi; Ascomycota; Pichiomycetes; Serinales; Debaryomycetaceae. Bases 1 to 582 code for a protein of 193 amino acids. The record is from RefSeq and is a predicted model, not a curated record. The transcript has a single exon.